CCCUUUAAGGCUUGGCCUACGUGGCAGCCGCUGGAGCCGCGCCGCGGAGCGAGGCCGGCCGCCGGGCACUUCCUGUGGAGGCCGCAGCGGGCCGAGCGCGAGCGCCGAGCAGCAGCCAGCCGAGCCUCCUGCCGCCAUGGGCCAGAACGACCUGAUGGGCACGGCCGAGGACUUCGCCGACCAGUUUCUGCGAGUCACCAAGCAGUACCUCCCCCACGUGGCCCGCCUCUGCCUGAUUAGCACCUUCUUGGAGGACGGCAUCCGCAUGUGGUUCCAGUGGAGCGAGCAGCGUGACUACAUCGACACCACCUGGAGCUGUGGCUUGCUGGCCUCGUCCUUCGUGUUCCUCAACUUGCUCGGACAGUUGACUGGCUGUGUCCUGGUGUUGAGCAGGAACUUCGUGCAGUAUGCCUGCUUUGGGCUCUUCGGAAUCAUAGCACUGCAGACGAUCGCCUACAGCAUUUUGUGGGACUUGAAGUUCUUGAUGAGGAACCUGGCCCUUGGAGGAGGCUUGUUGCUGCUCUUAGCAGAGUCCCGUUCGGAAGGGAAGAGCAUGUUUGCAGGCGUCCCCACCAUGCGUGAGAGCUCUCCCAAACAGUACAUGCAACUCGGAGGCAGGGUUUUGCUGGUCUUGAUGUUCAUGACCCUCCUUCACUUUGAUGCCAGCUUCUUUUCUAUCAUCCAGAACAUCGUGGGCACAGCUCUGAUGAUCUUAGUGGCCAUUGGCUUUAAAACCAAACUGGCGGCUUUGACUCUUGUCGUUUGGCUGUUUGCUAUCAACGUGUAUUUCAACGCCUUCUGGACCAUUCCAGUCUAUAAGCCCAUGCAUGACUUCCUGAAGUACGACUUCUUCCAGACCAUGUCGGUGAUUGGAGGCUUGCUCCUGGUGGUGGCCCUGGGCCCUGGGGGUGUCUCCAUGGAUGAAAAGAAGAAAGAGUGGUAAUGAGCAGAUCCCUACCCUAUCUGGCCAAGACCUGUGCCCUUGUGGACUGGUUCAGGGUGGAGUCAACAAACUGCCAGCAUUUCCAUGUCCUCUUCCCUCCCCUCCCUUGGUAAAGGCACCCAUGUUUGAGAACUUUACUUGCAGACACCUGAAAAUUGGGGGCAAAACCUGCUCUGGAACCACAGGCUGAUAUCUGACCAUUGAGUGCUGAUCUGUGUGGCCAGUCCCCUGGCCAUCCCCUGGUGUAAUCAGCUCAGUGGCUUAUGGCCUCAGUCCUGUUUUUGAGUCCUUUUAGGGGUGAGGGACUUCACACUGUACCGUGAGCAGACACCUGUAUCAUUCAGAGCAGCCCCCCUGUUGUUUUUUAAGUUUACAUUCUUAGCUCAAACUACUAAAUGGUUUUGGAUGAUGCAGCCAGACUUCACAUGCAAAGCUCCCUGGUUGAAACGGCAUCAGUGGCUUGGACGUUGUUUCUGCCCCUGCAUUGUAAUACCUUAGAGUCAGGCUAUUUAGAGGCACCCCAGCCCCACAUGCUGCGGUACUGGCGGGGAGACCAGGGCUGCUGCUGGAGCUAGAAGUCAUUAACACCAUCAGCUCAGAUGGGCACCAUUCACUGGGAUAGACACCCUCCCAGAGCUUUCCUGGCUCAAGGCAGGGACUGAGGGGUAGACAGCCUUGGGAAGCUGCACACAGGGUGGCCAGCCUCUCCACCGAAUGGCUUGGGGAGGAGCAGUAGCAGGGGACCCAGCAGUGACAGGAGCUCCCAGAUUGGAGACCCACAGGCUCAACCCAGUUACCUCAACUUGCCCUUCACAGAGCAAGGCCCGGCUGCCCUAGGCUGCGCUGUUCCCAGCGUGGCAGCAUGGUUCCAGACUGUACCUGCCCUGUGGGUGGCCCCGAGUCACCUGUUCCCAAGGUUUCGCUUGCUCAGUUUGUCCAUUUGCUAUGCCAAUGCAGCCAAGAUUACUUUCUACAAUUGUGAUGCCUUACCAAUUUGAUCUUGAUCCUGUAUUUAAAGUUUUCUAACAUUGCCUUAUACCGUGUUCCUCUUUUUGGUGGGGUGGGGGUAUGCUGCUGUGGUGCCCUGCUCAUCUGCAUGGUAGUGCCAGAAGGGUAGUUGGAAAACACCCCCUCCCACCAGAUAGAUCCUAGGGUGGACUGAGGCGUCUGAUGGGAGGGAAGAUGGCCACUUAUCCCAUGCUGGGUAUAGCUCCUGGAGCCCUUCCUAGGCACGUGGGGCUGAGGUGUGCCCUGGGGCUGCUGCAGGCUAGCCAAGCCUGCACUUCAAGCCUGCCUCCUCUCCCCUGGCCCUACCUACCACAAGGGCAUGAUGGCACACCUUUUCCACACUACCUUGUGUUCUACCUGCCACUGGGGCUCUGCCUGAGGCCUGCUCCCUCAGCGUGUGAAGAUCCCAGCAGUGGCUUCAGACCACGGGGUUAUUCCUGCUUAUGGUGUCCUGCUUACAACACGCAGGACCCGUUAGCUGCAGCUACCUUGGCACGCAUCCCUCCUGAUUAUACAGUGUGAUGGCCCCAUCAGGUGACCCUGGGCCACACCAGUGCCUGUGGUGCCACUAUUGGCUGGUUUGUGGUGUAGGGCUGACCCAGGAAGGGUACAAGGGUCAGCAGGGGUGGCCUCCACCCUGGGUGCCCAGUCUGCUGCCUGAGUGAGCUGGACCAGAAGAGGAAGACACAAUCUACCCGUGGAUUUCAGCAAAACAGUCUCUGAAAAUGCUUUUGCUUUAUGUGGGAAUAGGUAUAAAUCUGAUUUUUAUGCUGUAUUUUAUAUCUUAGUUGUGUUUGAAAACGUUUUGAUUUUGGAAACACAUCAAAUAAACAAUGGCAUUUGUGGUA
Messenger RNA from Sciurus carolinensis (gray squirrel), 2799 nucleotides. RefSeq names its product surfeit 4 (gene Surf4). NCBI's taxonomy places the organism in Eukaryota, Metazoa, Chordata, Mammalia, Rodentia, Sciuridae. Gene Ontology annotation, biological process: Golgi organization. The record is from RefSeq and is a predicted model, not a curated record. Gene Ontology annotation, cellular component: endoplasmic reticulum; membrane; endoplasmic reticulum-Golgi intermediate compartment.